Molecule: messenger RNA, 207 nt
Organism: Eruca vesicaria subsp. sativa (arugula)
Lineage: Eukaryota; Viridiplantae; Streptophyta; Magnoliopsida; Brassicales; Brassicaceae
Source: the annotation of a GenBank genome assembly
AUGAUUCCACUCAUAGUUGGCCAACUGGCUAAGGACUUCACAGGUAAGUUCAAAUUCUACAAAAUCAACACACACGAGAGUCCAAACUCCAACCAUUUUGGAAUACACAGUGUUCCGACCAUGUUCAUAUUCCAAGAUGGUGAGAAGAAAGACAGUAUAAUUGGAACUGUCCCUAGAGAGACAUUGGAAAGGUUCUUGGUCGAGUAA